UUUUCUGAAACUUGUGACAUUCAGUUGGAAGUCCAAGUGGGAGCAGAAGAAAUCUCUAUUGGGAAGAGAAGGGAGACCUACAAUGGAAGAAGCUGGACAGGACCCGUUGGAUGAUGUGCAGGAGGUGAUGGAAAUACCAAAACUAGAAGCCACAAAGCAGAACCUGGACUCCCUGAACUCAGACCUUGAAAAGGACCUGCAGAGAAUGGAUGAGGCAAAUCAGGUUCUUCUCAAAAAAAUUCGAGAGAAAGAAGAAACUAUUCAAAGUCUGGAAAGAGAUAUCACGCUGUCGGUCAGACAAGCCAGAGAGAGGGAGGAGCUGGACCACCGCAUAGCUGAGAAGGAGGAAGCCCUGCGGGACCUGGAAUUAGAGACGGCCAAGCUGGAAAAAAAUAAGGAAAUUCUAAGCAGGAGUGUGGUGGAGAUGCAGAAGGAGAUUUCAAGGAAAUUUAAGAAUGUUGGCCUGGAUAAAGAAGCCCUAAAGCAGAUGUUGGCAGAAUUGAAGGUGAAACUACAGAAGUCAACAGAAUCCUGUGCCAGUCAAGAGAAGGAACUGGUCAAGAUAGAGAGUGACUAUCAAUCUGUGUAUCAGCUCUGUGAGGAUCAGGCCCACUACAUAAAGAAAUACCAAGAAAUUCUGAGACAGAUGGAAAAGGAAAAGGAGAUGCUUCUUCUUGAAAAAGAAGUAUGCAAAGCCCAGAACAACUCCACCCAAAUAGUGAAACCAGGGUCAACUCUGGUGGAGACCAUCCAAAGCAAUAUGGAGAAGACCAUCAUUAAGAAACAGAAGAGAAUCUUUUGGUACAGGCAUUUCAGGUACUUAAUCUUCAUGGUCAUGAUCUUCUUUAGGCUGCUGGGUUACGUGCUUUUCUACCUGCAGUACAUAAACCCAGACCUCCUUGUGGACGUCCUGCCCAUGGUCAUGAGCAGAGAAACUUUGACGAGACUGAGGGAUGCCUUAUUUCCCUUCCUCACUCUAGAGGUGGAAGAAGUUCUACCACAUUAGUCUGGAGUGAUCUGGGGGCUUCACACUGCACCCAAGUGGAGAGGAGGGCAUGGCUCUGGCCCCCAAGUGGGGAAUGGGCCAGGAAAGAAGUAGGAGCUCUGACUCAGAGCUGCUGCUUUGACAUCUGACCUCUUCAUUUCAUUCUCUUCCCACGCUUUUUCUCCAGAGUGUCUCUCUUUCAAAUAAAACAUAUGUUUGAUCAGAGUUCACUGUGUUAGUCUGAGAAUUUGGUCCAUGGGUCCUUUAGGGAAGAUAACCAUACAUUAUCUUCCCUAAAGUUCUCUUAUUUUAUAUUGUUCUAUGUCUUAUAGGAGAGGAUUGCCUGAAAAGCUGACCUUUUACAUGUACACAGAUGGUUACUCAUUCUCAAUUGAGAAGAAAAUUACCCUAAAAUUCAAGUGCUAUAAUAAAAUCAAAUCGUAAUUCAAAUGCCUUCCCUCCCAUAAUGCCUCCUCUGAUCAUUCCGAAUGCUGCCGCAACCUUCUCCAGGCUUCCCUUACUGGCCUGCCCAUUUCUGCCUUGCAGUAUCAUUACUGUCUUGAGGGUGGGGCUUCUGAUACCUAGAUUCUGGCCCCAAGCAUAAUGUCUUUACAAAGACUCCUUGGAGAGCAGCGUCCACUGGAUACUGAAGCUGAGUAGCGGAGGCAUCUUCCUUUUGCAGCUCCUUCCUCCUAUGCAUUUCUGAGGCCCUUGCUUUCUGGUGACUUUCUCCUUCCAAGACCAUUCUCUUGCAAAGGUUUUAACUGAAUUUCACUUGCACAGCAAUGUUGAGGUGGAAGAGACACAUUGUAUGUUCACUUUGGCUGCAGACAUGACCCUAUCCCACAUUUUCUUUGGGGAGUCUAAGGAGGAGAGGGUGAAUGAAUGGUCUCAAGACUCCUAAAAAGAAAGAAAAACUGAUCAACACUACCCUCUUGUGGUCAAAUACAAGCUCUAUUGCAUUUCAGCGGGCUUCCCUCCAAAAGGCAGGCGUGUGAUUAACAAGUUGAAGCCGAAAGAUGGGUCUUGGACAAUUCUCUGAGCUCUAAGAAGUCCAAUUCAUAUUCGUUCAUUCAUUCAUUCAUUCAAUAAAUAUUCAUUGAACCUUUUUCUUGGUCCAGGCUCUGGGAUUAAAGCAAUGAAUGAAACAGCAAAAAAACCUCUGCUCUCAUUGUGGUGGGUGUGUACAUGCUCAGUCACUAAAUCAUGUUCAACUCUUUGCAAACCCAUG
Molecule: messenger RNA, 2216 nt
Organism: Bubalus bubalis (water buffalo)
Lineage: Eukaryota; Metazoa; Chordata; Mammalia; Artiodactyla; Bovidae
Product: transmembrane and coiled-coil domain-containing protein 5B
Exons: 12
Coding region: 83-1006 (307 amino acids)
Source: RefSeq, a predicted model, not a curated record